Molecule: messenger RNA, 4921 nt
Organism: Salarias fasciatus (jewelled blenny)
Lineage: Eukaryota; Metazoa; Chordata; Actinopteri; Blenniiformes; Blenniidae
Gene: upf2
Product: UPF2 regulator of nonsense mediated mRNA decay
Exons: 16
Coding region: 143-3898 (1251 amino acids)
Biological process (GO): nuclear-transcribed mRNA catabolic process, nonsense-mediated decay
Cellular component (GO): cytoplasm; exon-exon junction complex
Molecular function (GO): RNA binding; protein binding
Source: RefSeq, a predicted model, not a curated record
CCUCCGGUCCCCUGGUCCCCUGUUGAACAAGCAGUGAGUAAAUGUGGGUGACACAGACAUUUGUGGUUUCAGCAACAAGGACAAGGAGGGCAGGAGACGAGGGACGCCUCCUGGAGACAAACCUAAAGACCAGGAGGUGAAGAUGAGCGCCAAAAAAGAUGGAGGUGGAAGUGGAGGAGGAGCAGCAGCAGCAGCAGCAGGAGGAGGAGGAGGAGGAGGAGGAGGCAGCAAGGAGGAGAAGAAGAAGCGCCUGGAGGAAGAGAAGAAGAAAAAGGAGGAGAAGGAGCGGCGGAAGAAGGAGGAGGAGAAGCAGAAAGAGGAUGAGGAGCUGAAGAAGAAGGAGGAGGAGGAGAAGAGGCAGCAGGAGGAAGAGGAGAAGAAGGUUCAGGAGGAGGAGGCCAAACGCCAGAAGGAGGAGGAAGCCACUCUGCUGAAGGAGAGGGAGGAGGGCGAGCAGCUGCAGCAGGAGGCCUGGGAGCGCCACCAGGUGAGGAAGGAGCUGCGCAGCAGGAACCAGAGCGCGGCGGACGGCCGGCCGGAGGAGGCCUUCUUCGGCCGGCUGGACUCCAGCCUGAAGAAGAACACGGCCUUCGUCAAGAAGCUGCGCACGCUGACCGAGCAGCAGCGCGACGCGCUGUCCCACGACUUCUCCUCGCUCAACCUCAGCAAGUACAUCGGCGAGGCGGUGGCGUCCGUGGUGGAGGCCAAGCUGAAGAUCUCCGACGUGGGCUGCGCCGUGCACCUGUGCUCGCUCUUCCACCGGCGCUACGCCGACUUCGCGCCGCUGCUGCUGCAGGCCUGGAAGAAGCACUUCGAGGCGCGCCGCGAGGAGAAGGCGCCCAACGUGAGCAAGCUGCGCACCGACCUGCGCUUCAUCGCCGAGCUCACCGUGGUGGGCCUGUUCACCGACAGGGAGGGCCUGUCGCUCAUCUACGAGCAGCUCAAGAACAUCAUCGGCGCCGACCGCGAGACGCACACGCACGUGUCGGUGGUCAUCAGCUUCUGCAAGCACUGCGGCGACGACGUGGCCGGCCUGGUGCCGCGCAAGGUCCGGCUGGCGGCCGAGCGCUUCGGCCUGGCCUUCCCGCCCAGCGAGAUCAUCGGCGCCGAGAAGCAGCAGCCCUUCCAGAACCUGCUGCGGGAGUACUUCACCUCGCUCGCCAAGCACCUGAAGAAGGACCACCGCGAGCUGCAGAACAUCGAGAGGCAGAACAGGCGGAUCCUGCACUCCAAAGGCGAGCUGAGCGAGGACCGCCACAAGCAGUACGAGGAGUUCGCCACGUCGUACCAGAAGCUGCUGGCCAACAGCCAGACGCUGGCCGACCUGCUGGACGAGAACAUGCCGGAGCUGCCGCCGGACAAGACGGUGCAGGAGGAACACGGACCGGGCAUCGACAUCUUCACCCCCGGGAAGCCUGGAGACUACGACCUGGAGGGGGGCAUCUGGGAGGACGAGGACGCCCGCAACUUCUACGAGAACCUGGUGGACCUGAAGGCCUUCGUCCCCGCCAUCCUCUUCAAGGACAACGAGAAGAGCGUCCCGGGCCGGGACCGGGACGAGACCAGAGACGGCAGAGAGACCCGGGACCCGGCCGGUGCCGCCGAGGACCUGGAGCUGGAGUUGGAGGCCCUGGACAUCGGGGACGAGCCGCUGGAGCUGGACGGACAGGACGAGGCGGACACCGAGGAGCUGGCCAAGAAGCUGCUGGACGAGCAAGAGCAAGAGGACGAGGAGGCCAGCACUGGGUCCCACCUGAAGCUCAUCGUGGACGCCUUCAUCCAGCAGCUGCCCAACUGCGUCAACAGAGACCUGAUAGACAAGGCCGCCAUGGACUUCUGCAUGAACAUGAACACCAAGUCCAACAGGAGGAAGCUGGUUCGAGCCCUGUUCACCGUCCCCAGACAGCGGCUGGACCUGCUGCCCUUCUACUCCCGCCUGGUGGCCACGCUGCACCCCUGCAUGUCCGACGUGGCCGAGGACCUGUGCUCCAUGCUGAAGGGGGACUUCAGGUUUCAUAUCCGUAAGAAGGAUCAGAUCAACAUCGAGACCAAAAACAAAACGGUGAGGUUCAUCGGGGAGCUGGCCAAGUUCAAGAUGUUCUCCAAAACCGACACACUCCACUGCCUGAAGGUGAGCUCUCUGAGCAGCCUCUUUUUCACUUCGGUUCUUCAGCGGUCAGCGCGGCGCCUCGCAGUUCCUCCAGGUUCUCUAAGAACCAGCUGGAAGGAGGGGUGUGAGAACGGUCCCGGGUUCUCUCUGAGCUUCAGACCACGACCUGCCUCAGCGCUUCAGCCGGAGUCCAGCUUCAGUUCCUGCGGUUCUGUUGGGUCUCCCUGUGGCUCUGGCGGUUCUGUUGGGUCUCCCUGUGGCUCUGGCGGUUCUGUUGGGUCUCCCUGUGGCUCUGGCGGUUCUGUUGGGUCUCCCUGUGGCUCUGGCGGUUCUGUUGGGUCUCCCUGUGGCUCUGGCGGUUCUGUUGGGUCUCCCUGUGGCUCUGGCAGUUCUGUUGGGUCUCCCUGUGGCUCUGUUGGGUCUCCCUGUGGCUCCGGCGGUUCUGUUGGGUCUCCCUGUGGCUCUGGCGGUUCUGUUGGGUCUCCCUGUGGCUCUGAUGGUUCUGUUGGGUCUCCCUGUGGCUCUGAUGGUUCUGUUGGGUCUCCCUGUGGCUCUGGCGGUUCUGUUGGGUCUCCCUGUGGCUCUGAUGGUUCUGUUGGGUCUCCCUGUGGCUCUGAUGGUUCUGUUGGGUCUCCCUGUGGCUCUGAUGGUUCUGUUGGGUCUCCCUGUGGCUCUGGCGGUUCUGUUGGGUCUCCCUGUGGCUCUGACGGUUCUGUUGGGUCUCCCUGUGGCUCUGAUGGUUCUGUUGGGUCUCCCUGUGGCUCUGGCGGUUCUGUUGGGUCUCCCUGUGGCUCUGAUGGUUCUGUUGGGUCUCCCUGUGGCUCUGAUGGUUCUGUUGGGUCUCCCUGUGGCUCUGGCGGUUCUGUUGGGUCUCCCUGUGGCUCUGAUGGUUCUGUUGGGUCUCCCUGUGGCUCUGGCGCGUUGGGACGACGCUGGUCUCUGGAGAACCGGCGGGUUCUGUGCGCUGACGCUCCGGGGUUCUGUGCAGGUCUGGCCAUGGAGAAGGACGGCCGGUCCAGCGCCAUGAGCGAAGGCGAGGUUCUGGACGAGGAGGAGGACGACGACGAGGAGGAGGGCGGAGCCGAGACCGAGGAGCAGUCGGGCAACGAGAGCGAGAUGAACGAGCAGGAGGAGGACGACGGCUCUGAGAACGAGGAAGAGGAGCGCGACGAGGAGGAAGAGGAGAACACCGACUACCUGACCGACUCCAACAAGGAGAACGAGACGGACGAGGAGAACAACGAGGUCACCAUCCGCGGCGGCGGGCUGAAGCACGUGGCCUGCGCCGAGGACGAGGACUUCAUCCAGGCUCUGGACAAGAUGAUGCUGGAGAACCUGCAGCAGCGCAGUGGGGAGACGGUGAAGGUGCACCAGCUGGACGUGGCCAUCCCGCUGCAGCUGAAGAGCCAGCUGAGGAAAGGCGGCUCGGCGCCGCCGAGCAUCGGAGAGGGCGAGUCCGACGCCGCCGACACCAUGCAGUUCGUCAUGCUGACGCGCAAGGGCAACAAGCAGCAGUAUAAGAUCCUGAACGUCCCGCUGUCGUCCCACCUGGCGGCCAACCACUUCAACCAGCAGCAGGCGGAGCAGGAGGAGCGUCUGCGGAUGAAGAAGCUGACGCUGGACAUCAACGAGCGGCAGGAGCAGGAGGACUACCAGGAGAUGAUGCAGUCCCUGGCUCAGCGUCCGGCGCCGGCCAACACCAACCGGGAGCGCCGUCCUCGCUACCAGCACCCGAAGGGCGCGCCCAACGCAGACCUCAUCUUCAAGACCGGGGGAAGGAGACGCUGAUGGGAGUCUGUCUCCGGCCGAGCGAGCAAGAGAGACAGAGAGAGAGAGAGAAGAUCGGAGGGCAGCCGGUCCUCAACCAGCAAGAGAGAGAGAGAGAGAGAGAGUCCUCCAGGCACCUGUUGACCCGCCAGCAGACCGGAACCUGGGAGGAGGAAGAGGAGGAGAAGAGGAGGAGGAAGAGGAGGAGGAAGAGGAGGAGGAAGAGGAGAAGAGGCGGCGGCGGCGGCGAGGGCGCCUUUCCUGUUUCGUCUGUUUCUGUCUGAGAUGACAAACAAAUUAAAAGCCAGAACUCAUAACAACGACCUGCGGAGCGGCGGCGGAGGCGGAGCGGAGGCGUGGCCAGACAGGAAGAGGCGGGGUCAGCUCCUCCGUCACGCCCAGACACGUGAAAGACAAACGCCGGACGGAGCGGGAAGUUUGGGUUGUAGUUUAGUUCUCUCUUUCUCGGGACGCCUUCUGGCGGGACGUCUGAUGGACGGAAGACGGCGUCCCACCGGGCCGCCGGAGGUCGCCGAGUGGGUCGGAGUGGCGGGUUCUGCGGCGUCCGUGGACGGAUCGGUGGAUCAGUGGACUGCUCGUCACUGCAGUGAUCACAGCUCUUCUUCUUGCAUGUAAUUUGACACCAGCCUCGCCGUAGGACUUCGUCUGAGCUCCGUCUUGUCCCGGAUGUCCUUCUGUCGACGCUCCAGCAGCGCAGCGCCGGUCUGCUGGCAGGUCAUUUGACACCAGCCUCGUUGAGAAGCGGAACGUUGCUGAUUUCCACCGUUUGCUUGGAGUUCAGGAGAAGAAGAACCGACGCCAGCGUUCUGCUUUUUCUUUCUUCUUUGCUGGAGAAACUCUCCACGCGUGAACUUGCAUGUAAUUUGACCUCAGCCUCUUUGUUCAGACAUCUUUCCUGGCUCAUCUUGUUUCGUGGUUGGCUGAUGGUAUGUGUAGUUUGACACCAGCCUCGUGGUCAGCAACGCCGCUAUUGAGACUUUAUUUUGACGCCACAUUAAAUAAAUGUUUUGUCUUUUGAUGGAA